Archocentrus centrarchus (flier cichlid) is the source of this 1731-nucleotide messenger RNA. It is a transcript of the gene pllp, whose product is annotated as plasmolipin. The coding region runs from base 307 to 855 and encodes 182 amino acids. The transcript has 4 exons. Gene Ontology annotation, cellular component: membrane. Lineage: Eukaryota; Metazoa; Chordata; Actinopteri; Cichliformes; Cichlidae. Gene Ontology annotation, biological process: myelination. The record is from RefSeq and is a predicted model, not a curated record. Gene Ontology annotation, molecular function: structural constituent of myelin sheath.
UCUAGUUGGAGGGCUCCUCUUUAGCUCUUUGGAGUGUUUUCAAUUUUUUUUAAUUCUUUUUUUUUUUUUCUUUUUUUUUAGCCAUCAAGACUUUUAACAAUUCUGUUUUUUAUAUGUAUUUUUAUUUUUAAUUUACCUGACCUAUUUGAGUAUUCCUAUUUCCUUGUGCCUCCAGCUAAUGUAAGGACUUGGGUGUUUUCUGAGGAGUGAAUCCUGCUGGUGGAGAACGAUUUCUCAUCAAAAGCUUUUACUAAGGAUUCUUAAGGAGUUCCUUAUUGUUGCACCAGCUUCUGUGAGAAGUCAAUCAUGGCAGACUUCCCAUCCAAGGUUACCACAGAGACCAGCGUCCCUCACUCCCAGGGGAACAGCUUCCAAGGGAUGGCUGCCAGCGUAACCUUCAGAGUGGACAUGUCAUUUAUCCGAAGCAUCCCAGCCAUCCUCAUGAUGGUUGAAAGUAUUUUAGGGCUGCUCCACUGGACACUGAUAGCUAGCACCCUUGCUACAGUGGUGCCAGCAUAUGGCUGGGUACUGUUUGUCGCCAUCACUCUGUGGAUCCUCACCACCAUCCUCUUCUUCGUGAUCCUGUUCAGUGUCACACAACAACUGCCUACUGUCCCAUGGCCCCUGACGGUCAUGGUUUAUAAUGGCGCAGCCACAGUCCUCUAUAUCACCGCCUUCUUGACCAAUGCAACACAUGUGGCUCAAUACCAACUAUUUUCAUUCUACGAACAUUUGGCAGCUGCUGCAUUCUUUGGUGCUGUGGUGACCGUGGCGUAUGGGGCCAGUGCUUUCCUCUCCUAUUUGGACUGGAAGGGAGAUGGAGGAAACGCUGCCACCAACACGGUGCCGACUUAAGACUGUGGAACCCGCGGUGCUACUCCCAGGAGCAUAGUUCAUUGUUGAGACACUGAUGAUUAUUGACCCAUUUAACCCAAAUCCUGACUUAAGGCAAACCCAGAUACUAACAAUAAGACGAAACCUGUUCCAGGCGGUGGUUUAAUUUUUACCCAUCCCAGUAACAGGAAAAAUACUGGACUGAGGUCCCUCCUUCAGAACAUCAAUAAUAUUACUAAUAACAAUAAAUAAUAAAACACACUUAAUAAAUUGCAUUAAAAAUACACUUGCAUUACCAUGUACAUGAAGUAAGUGUUUAAAAUCCCAUAGAGUGAAAUUUGAAGGCACUGAAUGUGACUAAGAUUAAAAGAAGGGAAAUAUAAGCACAGGGCAGAUAUGUGCUAAACAGAAGAGGGAAGAAUACAUGAUGUGUUCAUGGUCAGUCUGAGACCACCGGCAAAUGUAAAAAUUUAAUGUUAGCUUGAAAAGGAGGAACACAAAUUCCAACCUCCAGGCCAGAUUUAUUCCAGUUAUGACAGUCUGAACUUUAACACCAAAGAAUUGGAUGUUCAGUAGUUCUAAUGUGUGUACGGUUUGUUAUCCAUCAAUGAGAAAAUGAGGAAGCAACCACUGAAAGUUAGCUUUGUAUUUUGUGUUUACUGGGCAUUACAGAGCCUUUACUGCUUCUAUACCUUUCACCAAUAAAAUGUUUUUAUUACAUUACUAAAAGUCCAUUAGCGACAGAGACCAAAGCAUUGGUAAGAAAAUGAAAAGCAGCAAAAUUAUUUUAAUCAUGAAGCUGACAAGAUGACACUUUCUGAAUGACUCAUUUUCUGAUUCGAAUAUUUUUCCACAGGUGUGCAUUUUUUUUAUGAUUUAAGUCAAAGUCUGCUCAUC